AGGAAAAGGUUGGCACCCCACUAGGCAGUCAGACCAGAUAAGACCGUCCGGUGAUUUCCAAAGUCUGGGAAGCCGCUGCAGAAAUCCGCGUUCCACCGCCUCCACAGCCCUCACCCCGGAGCAUGCGCAGAGCAAACCUGAGUAGGUGGGAGGAGUUAGCAGGAGAUGCUGCGCAGGCGCACACCCACAUAAGGAAAGGCUAGGGCCCGAAGCGAACACAGUAAAACGGGGCGGAGCGGGAGAGAAAGCGCGCGCACGCACGCAUCACGGCGUUCCCCGGAAGACGUAAGGACGCACACGAGGUUCAGCGGCUCCAGUACACGUGCGCCAACUCGCUUCCACGCAGGCGCCGCACGGAAAAACCUUUCUCGCCUGGGUUCACGGGCCCGGCGAUGGCGGAGGAGACACUUGGUCUUAAAGGCCAAUCCGGGGUCGGCGGGACUGUGGAUACCGGAACUUCGGAACGUGGAGUGGCGCCCAUCAAACCGCAGUGAGUGACAAGGCUGAGGGGAACGUGACGGUUUGGGGCAAAGUUACGGCAUGCCGAAAUUUGUUCUCUGAUGAGGCCGCGCUGCAUGCCGGGGUUUAGUUCCUGAUUCUAGCCACGCUGCAUUCUGGGAUUCAGCAUUUGGCGGGCCGAGCUGCAUGCUGGGAUUUGGAGUGCCUGACGGGCCGCUAUUACAUUCUGGGCUGGCAAAGUGGCACGUGAUGCCUGGAUAGAUGCUGCUGCAUGCUGGGAUUUGCGGUGUGUCUUAUGUAGCCCUCCCUCUUUCCUCUUUGGUCCAACCCCAGAGUAAUUCAAAUGUAAUUGGUUGUGUUAAAGAUCUUGUGGGGUACCGGGGCAUCGAGGAGGAGGAGAGAAAUGAACUAGUGACACAGUACAGUAUAAGCUUCUUGUAGGAAGUGGCUCCUUAGUUGGACUCCGAAAGAAGCUAGGGAUACCUGGAGGGUGUGCUUUCUGGGCAAGAGGGAUAUGGCAAGGAAGUGGGAGAUGUAAUGUAUCCCUCUUCUUAUAGGGUACAGUAAGUAAGUCGCUUUAUCUGUAAUUAAAAAAAAAAAAAACCCUUGAAGGGAAGUAAUGUGCUGUGAGCCUGGAAAAGUAAGCUGAAGCAAAAUCUGUUAAGGGCUUUUAAAAUGUUAAACUGUGGACUUGGUAUUUUAGCCUAGAGGCAAGAGGAAGAUUUCCUGGACUUUUUGCAUGGUCAGACCUGCGCUUUAGGGAUGUCGAUUAAACAGCUAUGGAUUGGAGAAGGGACAGUUUGGAGGUAGGGAAACUAGUUAGGAGACUUUUGCAGUAGUCCAGGGUAGAAUUGAUGAGAGCCUGCACCAGUGUGGUGGCUAUGUGAUUGAAGAGAAGGAGAUGAACAUGAAGAUGCUAUGGAGGUAGAAUCUACAAUAUUCAUGAUGGAGGGAAUGUCACAGACAUGGUACCUCACUACAAAGGAACAGUUCCAUACAUUCCUUGGAACCAGAGGGAAAAGAGUUGAACAGGCUGUGGGGGAGCCAAACAGUGAAAGAGCUGAGAGAGAGUCACCUAUUUGCUGCAACUCAUCUGAGCCUGGAGCCAAAAGACUCAAGCUUGCUGAUGGACAAGUGGAGAGUCUGGAAAGUCAGUCUUCAGGAGUGGGAGUUGGGGAGCCCCAUCAGAAAAAGAAAGCCCGGGGCCAGAAUAAAAGUAGACCCCACAUGAAGCCAACCCACUAUGAUGACAACAGGUUAUGCCCAUCCUUGGUUCAGGAGUCAGCUGAUAAAUGCUUCUUUGGUGAGCGAUGCCGCUUUCUGCAUGACGUGGACACUUACUUGGCCUCCAAACCCCCAGACCUUGGGGAUAAGUGUGUCCUGUUUGAGACCUUUGGGAAAUGCAUCUAUGGUGUGACGUGCCGUUUUGCCAGGGCCCACCUGGGGCCCCAGCACCAGAACCUGGUGAAGGAGGAGCUGGUGAAACAAUGGGAGGGCCAGAAACUCACAAGCAAUGGUCUCAGCAAAGACCUCCAGCAUCGACUUCGAAAGAAGAAAGUCCAGUUUGACCACUCAGAGAAGUACCUGAAGCAGCUGUCUAAGUCAGGAAGGGUAGGGACUGGGAAAGACCAGAUUCCGAUUCUUCCAGCUGGGCCAGAGGCACCCAAGGGUGAACAGUCCAAGGCCUACAUCGACUUUCCAGGACACAUGGCCCAGAAUUCUGCCAGUGGUGAUGCCAAUGAGUCUCUGGCCAGUCUUGAAUCAGGGUUACCACUGUCAGAAACUGUUUCAGGGAUCCUAGAGAAAGGAACCACCCCCCAGAGAAACAUUGUCUGUUCCUCAGGGCACCUGACUGAUGAGGACCUUAUCAAACUCCGGCCCUGUGAGAAGAAAAGGCUAAACAUCCAAAACAAGCUGUACCUGGCCCCGCUCACCACGUGUGGCAAUCUGCCCUUCCGAAGGAUCUGCAAGCGAUUUGGAGCUGAUGUGACCUGUGGGGAGAUGGCUGUGUGCACCAACCUGCUUCAGGGUCAGUCCUCAGAGUGGGCCUUGCUCAAACGACACCACACGGAAGACCUCUUUGGCGUCCAGCUGGAGGGAGCCUUUCCUGACACGAUGACCAAGUGUGCAGAGCUGCUGAACCAGACCGUGGAGGUAGACUUUGUGGACAUCAACGUGGGCUGCCCCAUAGACCUUGUGUACAAGAAGGGUGGGGGUUGUGCCUUAAUGAAUCGCUCCAACAAAUUUGAGCAGAUUGUCCGAGGGAUGAAUCAGGUGCUAGAUGUACCUCUGACUGUGAAGAUCAGGACAGGGGUGCAGGAGAAAGUCAACUUAGCCCACCGGCUUUUACCUGAACUUCGAGAGUGGGGAGUAGCUCUUGCGACGCUCCAUGGCCGCUCCCGAGAACAGCGUUACACCAAGGGGGCCGAUUGGCAGUACAUCCAGCACUGUGCAGAAGUGGCCCACCCAAUGCCCCUGUUUGGAAAUGGAGACAUUUUAUCUUAUGAAGAUGCCAAUCGUGCCUUGCAGACUGGUGUUUCUGGAAUCAUGAUUGCUCGAGGUGCCCUCAUCAAGCCAUGGCUCUUCACUGAGAUCAAGGAGCAGCGGCACUGGGACAUCUCCUCUGGGGAGCGCCUGGACAUCUUAAGGGAUUUCACCAACUAUGGCCUUGAGCACUGGGGCUCUGACACCCAAGGUGUGGAGAAAACCCGCAAGUUCCUACUCGAGUGGCUGUCCUUCUUGUGCAGGUACAUCCCAGUGGGUCUGCUGGAACAUCUGCCUCAGAAAAUCAACGAGCGACCUCCCUAUUACUUGGGGCGGGAUCACCUGGAGACUCUGAUGGCCAGCCAGAAUGUGGAUGACUGGAUCUCCAUCAGUGAGAUGCUCCUGGGGCCAGUCCCACCUGCCUUCACCUUCCUGCCCAAGCACAAAGCCAACUCCUACAGGUAGCAGUCUGAAGUGGAGCCACCAGAGGGAAACCCUGACCCUGCCUUCCCCUCCCUUCAACACACAUAUCCCAGGAGGGUUCUGGUCCCGACAGGUCAGGCCCUUGUUCAUGAAAGAAAUAAAUUUUAAUGUUUUAGAAAUCCAA
Monodelphis domestica (gray short-tailed opossum) is the source of this 3550-nucleotide messenger RNA. RefSeq names its product dihydrouridine synthase 3 like (gene DUS3L). Gene Ontology annotation, molecular function: RNA binding; tRNA dihydrouridine synthase activity; metal ion binding. Gene Ontology annotation, biological process: tRNA processing. NCBI's taxonomy places the organism in Eukaryota, Metazoa, Chordata, Mammalia, Didelphimorphia, Didelphidae. The record is from RefSeq and is a predicted model, not a curated record.